This is a messenger RNA of Aphis gossypii (cotton aphid), 1366 nucleotides long. RefSeq names its product exosome complex component MTR3-like. Gene Ontology annotation, biological process: poly(A)-dependent snoRNA 3'-end processing; U4 snRNA 3'-end processing; nuclear mRNA surveillance. Gene Ontology annotation, cellular component: cytoplasmic exosome (RNase complex); nuclear exosome (RNase complex); nucleolus. The record is from RefSeq and is a predicted model, not a curated record. Lineage: Eukaryota; Metazoa; Arthropoda; Insecta; Hemiptera; Aphididae. The transcript has 4 exons. The coding region runs from base 92 to 934 and encodes 280 amino acids.
AAUUCAAAGUUUUACCCAUGCGGUUGGAUGAAUAGAUUAUAAUAACGAUUGUUUCUUGAAAAAUUGUAUAUUGUAUUUUAUUUUAACCAAAAUGCCGACGAAUGUUUAUCGAAUUCAAGGGCCCGAUGGGACUAUACCGUACCAACAGUACUUAAUCAAUAAAAGUAAUGAUGCGCUUGUAGAUAUUGCCACAGGGUUAAUGAAAGAUGUGCGAUGUGAUGGCAGAGAUAUUUCAACCCAUAGAAAUUUAUGUAUAAAAACUGGUAUUGUUACACAAGCUAAAGGAUCAGCUUACUUAGAAUGUGGUGGUACAAAAUUAAUAUGUUCUGUAUUUGACCCAAAAGAAGUUCCGAAUAAAGUAGAAUAUGCUAAAACUGGAGAACUUCAGUGUGAAUUUAAAUUUGCCACUUUUUCAUGUAGACAACGACGUGGUUAUACCAGAGAUUCUGAAGAACGGCAAUUGUGCAAUGAGCUACGUAGGGCUUUAGAACCUGCUAUUUGUAGAGGUGAAUUUGCAAAUUUUGAAAUUCAUAUUAAUGUUCUAGUAUUAGAAAAUGAUGGGUCCGUGUUGGCUACUGCAAUUACAGCUGCAGGACUUGCAUUAAUGGAUGGAUGUAUACCUAUGUAUGAUGUGAUCGUGGCCACUUCAUUGGGUAUCUACAAAAAUAAAAUUUUAGUGGAUCCUACAUAUGAUGAGGAAAUUUUGUGCUUAUCUAGAGCAGAUGGUGAAGAAAACAGAGGGACUGUAAUGUUAGCUUAUAUGAAGAAUUUGCAACAAAUUACAGAAUUUGCACAAAAUGGUUCAAUGGACGUAAACAUGUUUCCAGAAUACGUGCAAACAUUAAUUAAUCAAAAUUGUAAACUAUACAAAAUGGUGAUCUCUGCAGCUAGAAAAGAUGUUAUUGAAUAUUUUGAAAAUGAAACUCAAGAAUAACAAUUUUAACAUAAUUAAUUCAAUAAUAAAAAUAAAUUUUAUGCAUUGAUAUUUGUUUAAUAUUCAUUGAUUUAACUAUGAUUAAAUUAAAAUUAAAAAUCCGUUAUUUCUUUCUAAUGAUGUCAAAAUGUUUAGUUUUUAAAUUCAUUUAACAAAUAUAAAACAUUUAUUUUUAAUUUUUCUCAUUGUGAGUUAUUACUCAAAAAGCUAUCACUAUAAUUGCAUUAAGAUGUUAGGUAUAUUUUAAUUUUUUAUAUAAUAAAUAAUAUUAUUAUUUAUUCAGCAUAAUUUAUUAUUAUAUUAUGUUAUAGCUGGCAUGUAAACAGGUGCAGUGAAUGAUACAGUAGUGUUACUUGCUCGCCUACCUUUCUUUUAUGAAUAUCUAUAAAAAAUUAUUUGUUUAUAAAAAAUAAAGAAAAUGUUGUACCCCCA